GCUCCCACUUGAAUGACAGCAUUAAAUGGACGCGCCGAAGGAGGGAGUGAAAUUGAAGAAUUAGCUUAGUGCAACAUGCUUUGUUUUUUACUUUACUAAAGGGAGUGGUAUAGGAGGUUAGGCAAACGAAACCAAUAUUGGAAGAGGAGGCCCAGGCGUUCACUCCAGUUCGAUUUGAACAGACUGCAACAGAGCUACUCUUGCUCAGAAACAGGUUUACUUUUCCCGUUCACCAUAAGGCAAUGCUGAUACUUACCAUAAUUUAUUCUAAUUAUAUUUUCUGUGUGGACUUCCUGUAAUUGCACUGAAAUAUAAGUGAGACACGAAUCGAUUACAGCAUCCUCUACAGGAAAAUUUAAAACGAUAAACGACCAUUUAACCCACAUGCUCUGGUAAUGCUAAUUAGACAGAAGCUUCAGAUUCCAGUCUAAGGAAACAAAUUUCCUGGUAAAAGCAAGCCUUCCAUUCCGACCGGAUUAUCGAAAUAGAGGGUAUUCUACAAAAAGAGCGACAUGAAUCGGUGGUCGCGCGAAUAAAAUGCAUUUUUUAAGGAGCGCUCUUAACGCGUUUCUAAUUAAGGACAUGCCGGGGUAAUCCACAUGGGACAACUCCUUACGUCUGCAACAGAGAAUAAAAAGUCAGGGAACCCAUGCCGGAUGCGACAAACUCCAUCAAGAGACGCAGCGGAGAAAAAGUUCCUGACGGACUUGCAUUAUUUUCCUCCCACUCUGAAGUCGGCACAAUCAACAGAUGACUGAAGUUUCAUCAUUAUACACAUAUAAGAACCUGCUCCUCCGUCUGACAUGGUGCACUAGCGCCUGGAAGUAACCUACCUGGGGAACACGGCUACGCUGACAGAAUCUGUUUAGUUUGAACGGCAUUAACUUUUAUAAUCCUCGAACACACAGGGAGUCCCGCUAAACAAACGUGACAUAGAUUCGCAACGGGAAAAACACAGGGCUUUAAAAGAAGACGCGGGACGGAGGGUCUCGCCUUGUUCACUCCUCGGUAGCGAUGAGCGCCCUGCGCACACCUGUCUUGAUUGGACUCCUACUGUUGAUAUUCACCGCCGGAUACUGCAAGCAGAGCGCCGUUCCCACGGGCGUCCGGGACGGCCGGAGCCUCUUGGAGCUCAUCAUGGACAAAGUACGAGUUGCACGGGAGCAUCACACGGAGGACAGCGAGAGCAGCGUGCAGCAUGCGUCCAGAAAACAAGAAUAUUCUAUCGAGACAAAGGAAGUGAAUGAAGUGAACAAAUCACAACACAACGAGCAAAUUUUAGAAAUUUUUCCAAGAGAUCUUAGACAGAAGGAUAAACUUUUGAAACACUUAACAGGGCCGCUAUACUUCAGUCCAAAGUGUAGCAAACUCUUUUAUAGAUUAUAUCAUAAUACCAGAGACUGCACAAUACCUGCCUAUUAUAAAAGAUGUGCACGACUACUGACCAGGUUAGCAGGGAGUCAGAAAUGCACAGACGGAUAGAUAGCAACAGAUUUCAACAGACAAGAGCAAAGAAAAGAAAAACAAGAAAAAAAAAGUGCCUUGGACAAAAACAGGGAAAUCAGACGAACUCGACAGAAUCGUAUUUGUCUUUGUGAAGAAGUUUUUUUGUUCUGUUUUUUGCAACAAAGUGGAUUAAUGUCCAUAGACUUUCUCAAUACGGUGCAUUGUCAAUGUUGUCUGCUGACAAGUCGUGAUCUCACCAGUGAUCUCUCUGUUAAUGAAAAAUGGUGCAAAUGAAGAUGUUUAACAGAUGAAAAAAGACGAGAAGAGCAAAAUGUUAUGUCCUGCUGCCAAAAAAGACAAGCUACAUGGACGGUACUACGACCAGUAUAUGCUCCAGCGACUUGCCUUCCUAUAGCGCUCUCUCUGUGUAUCGUGUAUGCUCAGUGCUAACGGCUAUUCCUUUGCUAAAGAAGGCUUCUCGAUCCAUAUUCCCAACAACUUCAGUCACAUUCCUCCAAGCCAGAAGUAAAUCCUAUGAUUGAAUUAUGAAUUGCACGAUUUUCUCUUGCCUUCUUUUGGACUAUGCGAGAUAUUUUAAACAGAGCUGAGUUAGGAGUAGCUGAUUACAGUUUAUAUUGAGAGAAAAAUCAGAGUUGUCCUGAAUAUGAAUGUUAUAUAAUAUAUAUAUUUAUAUAUUCAAGCUAUUGUCUAUUGUUUCUGCACAUUAAAUAUAUGAAAUCCC
This is a messenger RNA of Alosa alosa (allis shad), 2188 nucleotides long. RefSeq names its product ALK and LTK ligand 2b (gene alkal2b). Lineage: Eukaryota; Metazoa; Chordata; Actinopteri; Clupeiformes; Clupeidae. Bases 1015 to 1482 code for a protein of 155 amino acids. Gene Ontology annotation, biological process: positive regulation of ERK5 cascade; positive regulation of ERK1 and ERK2 cascade. The record is from RefSeq and is a predicted model, not a curated record. Gene Ontology annotation, molecular function: receptor signaling protein tyrosine kinase activator activity; receptor tyrosine kinase binding. The transcript is spliced from 6 exons.